AUGAUAGAUGCAAAGCUGUGGAAGGUGGUGUGGAGGCCAACCAUGCUGCCAAAAAUUUCCAAUUUCUUGUGGCGUGCGUUAUCAAAUGCUCUUUCUACCAACUGGAAUAUUUUCAGAAGAAAAAUUAUUCCAGACCCUUUGUGUGCUAUUUGUGGUGAGCAUCCGGAAACUACGGAGCAUUGCCUACUUCUAUGCCCUUGGACUAGCGCUGUAUGGUUUGGGAGCUCUUUGGGAUACAUCCCAGAGAAGGCCUCUAUCACAAGCUUGGAUGCUUGGCUUCUAGCAGUUUCUGGCAAUUCUGUAAUGAAGAGGGUCUCCCCUAACCCUGUUACUACUAUAGAGAACAUUCACAGAAGCUUUAAAAAGUGGUCUGGAGCUCAGUCUGAUUAUGACACUCCCCCAUAUGAGCCUCGGAGACCUACUGCAAGCAAAUUGUGGCAUCCUCCCCCUCCAAAUGUGGUAAAAGUUAACAUUGAUGCAGCUUGA
Fragaria vesca subsp. vesca is the source of this 486-nucleotide messenger RNA. RefSeq lists its product as uncharacterized. The record is from RefSeq and is a predicted model, not a curated record. Lineage: Eukaryota; Viridiplantae; Streptophyta; Magnoliopsida; Rosales; Rosaceae. The coding region runs from base 1 to 486 and encodes 161 amino acids. The transcript has 2 exons.